Hypoxylon trugodes is the source of this 1485-nucleotide messenger RNA. Its product is annotated as adenine nucleotide alpha hydrolases-like protein. The record is from RefSeq and is a predicted model, not a curated record. NCBI's taxonomy places the organism in Eukaryota, Fungi, Ascomycota, Sordariomycetes, Xylariales, Hypoxylaceae. Gene Ontology annotation, biological process: tRNA wobble position uridine thiolation. Gene Ontology annotation, cellular component: mitochondrion; cytosolic tRNA wobble base thiouridylase complex. Gene Ontology annotation, molecular function: tRNA binding. The transcript has a single exon. Bases 142 to 1359 code for a protein of 405 amino acids.
GUCAGCAACUUUAAUCCCAUAUCGAUUGGGUUGAGUCAACUUUCGUUUGCAUUUCUCAAUUCAUAUUUAUUAAGUCAAGCAUUAUUUCUAAAUCAUUUCUCCUUUUUCAUUUCUGAAAUCGGUUACUUGACUAAGCACAAAAUGCCACCAGCACUCUGCGCUAUCUGCAAGACAGAGCGAGCCUUAAUCAAGAGACCCAAAAAUUACCAGAAGCUUUGCAAGGGUUGUUUUAUACAAAUAUUCGAAGAUGAAGUACACCAUACCAUAACUUCAUCACAGCUAUUUUAUCCAGGGGAAACAGUGGCUAUAGGUGCAUCAGGGGGCAAAGAUUCAACCGUCCUCGCUUCGGUGCUUAAGACCUUAAACGAAAGACAUAACUAUGGAGUCAACUUGAUACUCCUCAGUGUCGACGAAGGCAUUAAAGGCUACAGGGAUGACUCCUUGGAAACAGUUAAGCGCAAUGCGGUACAGUACGACAUGCCACUCAAAAUAGUUGGCUACGGUGAAUUAUACGGUUGGACGAUGGAUCAAGUCGUCGAGACUAUCGGUAAGAAGGGCAAUUGUACCUACUGCGGCGUUUUCCGGCGGCAGGCUCUCGACAGAGGCGCGAAGAUGUUGGGAAUCAAGCAUGUCGUCACUGGUCAUAAUGCCGACGACGUCGCAGAGACAGUCCUCAUGAACCUUCUUCGAGGAGAUCUGCCACGCUUAUCGAGGAGUACGAGUAUCGUUACUGGAAGUGACGCUAGCGAGGUUAAAAGGAGUAAACCACUCAAAUAUUCAUACGAGAAGGAGAUUGUGCUAUAUGCGCACCAUAAGAACCUCGACUAUUUCAGUACCGAAUGCAUCUACAGCCCAGAAGCCUUCAGAGGAAGCGCCAGAAGUCUGAUCAAGAACUUGGAAAGGGUUCGUCCUAGCGCUAUAUUGGAUGUUGUUCGAAGUGGUGAGGAUAUGGCCAGAUUGGUUCCAGGAGCUGCACCGAGCUCCUGCGGGUGUGAUGGGAAAGCCACCGCUCAGCAAGCCCCUACUGACGAAGAAAACAUUGAUGGCUGUGGUUCAACAAACGGCCGAACAAAUGGUGGUGAGAUGGCAGCGAUGGAAAAGCGACUUAGAGAAAAUGAGGCUGCUGAGGCUGCGGGUCUCGAGACGGAGAUCACAACAAAAAAGACCGAAACCCAGCAUCACGUCAAAUCGCACCAAACCAACGGUCAAGCUAAGACACCAGGCACAAAUCUGCCCGUCAGGUUAAAACAAAAAUUAGGCACCUGCGAGAAGUGUGGCUAUAUGUCGAGCCAGAAGUUGUGUCAAGCUUGCAUGCUGCUAGAAAAUCUAAAUAAGAACCGAGCAGAGAUUACAAUAUAGAUAUAGCAUGGAUUCGGCGUUUGGUAGAGUUGGGCCUGGUCGAAUAGAUGAAAUACGAUACCCCGAAUGAAGAGGAUUUUUGGCUGAAUACUGUUGUAACAAAUAAAAUUCCGUAUCAAAUGCUAU